GCAAAGAUGAGAAAAAUCACGACCCUUUUUUCUUUUUAGGCGUAGGAAAAACCAUUAUUAUCAAACACCCUACAAUAAUAAGAGGGAACUGUCGCUGGGCCUGUUCUUCCAGUCUCAACUUGCUACAUUUCAUGCCCCCAAUUCCCUAUCCGGGUUUUUCUGUUCUGUGAAUUCUUUUAAAACUACCGAGAAAUCUUAACUGGUUUUGAUUCAUUGAUUCUUGGCUUUCUCACUGAUCCUUUUUAUAUAGAUUUACCCUUCUCUUGUCAAAGAAACCAAGAAAAAAUAUAUGUUUCCCGCCUUUUCCUUUCCGGAUUCUUCAGAAUCCGUCUUUUUUCUCCACUGGGUCAUGCUUUGUCCUCCUUUUUCUACGAUCUUGCUCCUUGGUUCUUCGUAUUUUGCUCUCUUUUCAUGAUUUUCUGGAGCUUCGGAGUAGUUUCAAAAUUUUCACUUUUGAGCUUCAUUUCUUCGAAAGUUUUCGGCUUCUUUGCUUAAAAAAGUAAAAUAAAUAAAAUAAUAAUAAAUAAAUAAAAUCCAUCUGGGUUUUGGUUUCUCUCUUGGGGUUUACACCGAAGCAACAAAAAUUGCUUACGUUUUUCCAAGAUUCCCUUCGAUUCUCAAAAGGUGGGGUUUUUUUAGAUUAUCAGUUGAUGCUAUUAAGAAAAGAAGAUUCUUGAUUCCCAGUAAAAGAUUCUGAAUCAAUGCGUUUUAAAUCAUUGUAAAGAUUACAUUCCUUCUAACUUCUAACUUCUGUCUCUGUUUCUAAUACUUAUCUCACUUUUUAAGUUUAAUUUCAAUGCUUCUUAAAUGAAUUAUCGGGCUAUUGUUGUGUAUUAGUACUAGGAAUUAUGGAAACUCUCUAUCCAGCUUCGUUUAUGUCAAACUCCAAUUGGUUUGUCCAAGCGAGCCAGAGCACAGAAUGGACUAGAGAAGAAAACAAGAAGUUUGAGAGAGCGCUUGCUAUAUACGAUGAGAACACUCCGGACCGAUGGACAAAAGUGGCGGAAAUGAUACCGGGAAAGACUGUGUGGGAUGUGAUCAAGCAGUACAAGGAGUUGGAAGAUGAUGUCAGUGAUAUAGAAGCAGGGCGUUUUCCGAUUCCCGGUUACCUUUCCUCUUCCUUCACAAUGGAGUUGUUUGAUGAUCGCAACUUUGAUGCCCAUAGAAGAAAAUCUUCAACAGCUCGUGGUCCUGAUCAGGAACGGAAGAAAGGAGUGCCAUGGACAGAAGACGAGCACAGGCGGUUUCUGAUGGGGCUUCAAAAGUACGGUAGGGGGGACUGGAGAAAUAUCUCCCGGAACUAUGUAAUCACCAAGACUCCAACUCAAGUGGCAAGUCAUGCUCAGAAGUACUUUAUAAGGCAGCUUUCAGGAGGGAAAGAUAAGAGAAGGCCAAGCAUCCAUGACAUCACAACUGUCAGUCUAACAGACACCACACUGGAAAAUAAUAAACCUCUCCCAUAUGAUCAGUCUUUUGUGCUGCAACUACAGCAAAAGCCAACCAGCGCUCCAAGAAUGUCACUUGACUGGAAUCAACCUCCCAAUGAAGCAGUCACGGUUUUUGACUCAGCUCGUGGAAACCUUUUAAUGUCAUCUCCACAUGACUUUAAAGCACAAGGGCGAAAUCUGUAUGGCAAUGCUCAUUAUGGAACUCAUACCAAGCCGCACAACUCGAUCUUUCAAUUCCAAUCCUCAAGACAUCAAAUACCUGGAUAAGGCAGCUAUCACGAUUUAACAAGUCUAGGCUGAUCAUGUUCAGUAUAGUUUCACUGUCAGUGCUUUUGUGAUGGUUUUUCUGUGUGAUCGCCUGAUUGAGGGCUUGAGCUUCAUUGUUUUUGAACGAUCCAAAAGGAGAAAAUAUUAUAAUGAUUCAAAUCUCAGACUUAAGUAUGAAAUCAAAUGAAGACGCUUCAAUUUAUGUGCA
This is a messenger RNA of Carya illinoinensis, 1923 nucleotides long. Its product is annotated as transcription factor DIVARICATA-like. Gene Ontology annotation, molecular function: DNA binding. The coding region runs from base 849 to 1715 and encodes 288 amino acids. The record is from RefSeq and is a predicted model, not a curated record. Lineage: Eukaryota; Viridiplantae; Streptophyta; Magnoliopsida; Fagales; Juglandaceae. The transcript is spliced from 2 exons.